AUGGCAUACCACAUUGAUUUGUCUCAAUUAAAAUGUAUUAUUGAUGACACUCCUCAAUUGAAAAGGGAUUCACAAGCCUUAUUUGUAAUGAAAGCAUCAACCGACUAUUUCGAUGCUAAUUCUACUAUUUGUGAAUGCAAUGAAGAAUCAGAACCUUAUUCAUUUUCGUUGAGAUUUAAAGUAGAAUUGAAGUAAGAUCCCAUUACGCAAUCAAAUGAAGACAAAGAAUUCUACAAUAUGGGUUCAAGUUUCGGACUCAAUGAAGUUGAUAAUCCGAAGAAUCUGAAAUGUUCUCAUGAUAUAAAUGAUAACACUAAGUCUGAUUAGGAUAAGCAUCAUCAGAUUAAGAAACGCAGUGUGUCUGUAUAAACUAACAAACUCUAUUUAAAUAUAACUAGAAAUACAGCAGCAAUGCAGUUUAUCAAGAAACUCUCCUAAAUUUGA
Messenger RNA from Paramecium tetraurelia, 444 nucleotides. RefSeq lists its product as uncharacterized. Lineage: Eukaryota; Ciliophora; Oligohymenophorea; Peniculida; Parameciidae. The record is from RefSeq and is a predicted model, not a curated record. The transcript is spliced from 2 exons.